Oxyura jamaicensis (ruddy duck) is the source of this 1367-nucleotide messenger RNA. RefSeq names its product cell division cycle 20B (gene CDC20B). Gene Ontology annotation, biological process: anaphase-promoting complex-dependent catabolic process; positive regulation of anaphase-promoting complex-dependent catabolic process; positive regulation of ubiquitin protein ligase activity. The transcript has 9 exons. Bases 51 to 1154 code for a protein of 367 amino acids. Lineage: Eukaryota; Metazoa; Chordata; Aves; Anseriformes; Anatidae. The record is from RefSeq and is a predicted model, not a curated record. Gene Ontology annotation, cellular component: anaphase-promoting complex. Gene Ontology annotation, molecular function: anaphase-promoting complex binding; ubiquitin ligase activator activity; protein binding.
GGGGGGCCCAGCCCGACAACACACCUGGGAAGACUCCAGUGACACCUCAGAUGCCUAAGAAACUCUCCAUGAGGAAAAUCGCUGUGACUCUACCCUGCAGUCACACUGCAGAAGGCUUAGAAUGGAGAAAUAACAGGAUAACUAAAAUGGGAAAGAAACAGAAAUGUUCUACUCAGCUUCCAGUGGUCGAAGAGGUUGGGUGUAGCAUGGUUGAAAGUGUAGACAUGAAGGUCUGUGAAAACAACAGUUGCAUCUGGAAAGGAUGCCAAGAAAGGACACAGAAUGAGUUUAGAGCUGUUACCACCAUGAAGCCACCCAUGCCAUUGGAGCCGGAAGUGAGGCUUCAUAUUGCUGGUUUGCGCAAUGAUUACUAUCUAAACAUACUGGACUGGAACCUUGAAAAUCUCAUUGCUGUUGCUGCAGGACCUGCUGCACACAUCUGGAAUGGAAGAACUCUUCAGGGCAUUGAAAGCAUUGAUUUGAAUUUCUGUUCCAAAUACAUUUCAUCUCUGGCUUGGAUAAAAGAAGGAACUUGCCUUGCAGUUGGCACUAGUGAUGGAGAAGUGCAACUGUGGGACAUUGAAACUAAAAAGAGGUUGAGAAAUAUGUUUGGUCACCUGUCUGUAGUUGGUGCUCUGAGCUGGAAUCAUUAUAUUUUGAGCAGUGGUUCACGACUAGGAUCUAUUCAUCAUCAUGAUGUUCGGGUUGCUCAGCACCACAUUGGGACUCUUUGCCAGAACAAACAAAGCAUUUGCAGCCUGAAAUGGUCACUAACCGACCAGUUGCUCGCAAGUGGAUCUAAUGAUGGUACGUUGAAUAUCUGGCCUAGUGACCCUGGUGUGAAAGUGCAGUCACAGCCAUUGAAGACCAUAUCUCAUUCGUCAGCAGUUAAGGCUAUGAACUGGUGUCCUUGGCAGUCCAAAGUCCUUGCUACAGGGGGUGGAAUGAAAGAUGGGAUUUUGCGUGUCUGGGACAUAAACCGUGAGAAAAUCAUCCAAAGUGCAGCUACAGAUUCUCAGAUUUGUUCCUUGCUCUGGUUACCCAAAACCAGUGAACUGAUGACUGGACAAGGCCUUCCUGGAAAUCAGAUGAAAAUAUGGGAGUACCCCAUGCUUGUCAAUUCAUCAGAACUCUAUGGCAAGUAUUUCAGUUAAUUGUUUUAACUAUUUCAAUUAGCUAUCUUCCUGUCUAAUCAAUAUGUUUUCACAAAUGCAUACCUUAUACUUUUAAGCAAAAUAAAGUUAAAAAGAGCAGUCACACACACUUCCUAUCACUACCUACGUGCAUGCAUUCAUUCACAGAAUCCUGAUGUGUGAGAUUGUAAAGGUUGACUUACUAAGCUAAUGGUGGAAGUUGCUUCAGUAAAA